AUGGAUGGAUAAUGGACACGUCUCUCUCAUUCGUAGAUCUACGAAAUCCUCGACAAACUACUUUACUUCUCAAGCAGUCGCUCCGGAAGACAAGGUACGAUUUCAGCACGCCAACGAAACAGAACGACUCAUUGCAAAAUAAUUCAUUGUGCCCACUGCACUGGUUGAAGGAGCAUAAUAAUUCUACUCGACGACGUGACGUAGGUCUAAGUGGUCACCUCGCCGGCAAAAGGUCAAUGUACGGUUGGACCAUAGGACCAUACCCUUUCCUUGAGCCCAUACUAGACAUAGUGGAGUGUGUAAAUGACAAUGAGAGACGGUAGCAUUGUUGGUCACCGGCGAGCGGAGCCCAGCGAAACAGCUCGGACGAACUUGAAUGGAGGAACAAGAACUCCGUCCUUGCUGGCUUUGGCACUGUUGUAUUUACUGCUGAUUUCACAGACGGCACUGGGAUGGUCUGACGUUCCUACUGACUGGAGCAGACCCAAUGCUUUGUAUUCAUGGCUGAAGGGCAGCACACCGUAUCGUCCUUACCAUCUGGGAUAUCAUGGACAUCAAAUCAAUAGCAUGACACUAACUCUAAGUAUUGAUGAUGAGAGUGACCGUCGCUCAUUCCGCCUUGUUAUUCGACAACACAAUCUUGCCGUGGAUCACGCCUAUCCACUUCAUGCUGCGCUCGACUGCACCGAGUUUUACACUCGGAGCACAGGGAGAUCCAUUGGAGAAGAGCCGCUCAGAACAAAGUGGUUUUUCAAGGGCAGUCGAUUGCGCUCAAUCACUUCUCUCGGGCCCAAUUGCUCAGCUACGCUCUCACUAGGGGAGGGAAACAGAAUACUUCAAAUCUCAGAUAUGCUAGCUUCCGACUAUCAGAACUACACUCAUGAGGUUAAUGGUGUCUAUCGAUGUGAGAUGCGCAGGAGAACACAACUCAUCUACUCGGCUACCAUAGAAGUGCACUUUGCCUAUCCUAAAUAUCAGUGCUGUUACAAUCAGCGCCCGCUAGGGUGUUCCGAACACUAUCCUAAGCCGAUAUCGUUUAGGGCUCUCGGAGCUGGACAAACGUCGAUUGAAGUAGACUGGAGGGUUGAUAAUGAUACGUGUGUGUACCACUGCCGAAGCAUUGACGUGGACCGGGUUACUGUGAAGAUUCAGCCAACUGGACGAUACUUGGAACUGACUCUUAACGGGUCGUCUGGAAAGUUUAACGUAACUGGCCUCAACCCAGGUGUAUCCUACACGCUCAGGUUUCAAGCCUUUGGACGUAACAGACCUAAUAUAGCUACCGAAGUUGUGGCUACUACGCAGAUUCCUUUCAGCAUCAGAUGUAGCCUGGAGAAUUUUACAGUAUUUAACGGCAGCGACGUGACCGUUGAGUGUGUUCUUCCAAGGCUAUACAUGGCGCGUGCACUCAACGGCGUUCUCCAACAGGACAAGAAGUACGUUCACAAAGAACGCCACAACUCAACGCACUCCCGCCUGGUCUUCAAAUGGCCGGCUGUGACCCGGAGCAGCGUGACAUGUUUCUCAGUGGCCGGCGAGGAGAACUCUCAAACGUGUAUUACCGUGACGGUGCGGUGUCAACCGUUGCCAGAUCCUCAACAUGGCCAUGCAAUGGUCAAGGUGGCGACCAGAGGACGGAAAGUGUUCUUCCGCUGUGAUGAGGGCUACCACCUUCUGGGAUCCAAGAUGAGACGAUGUGUGUCGACAACGUCAACCUGGGAUGGAGUGCAGCCCGUGUGCAUAGCCUUCCAGGCACCGACAGUCUCCUUCAGCACCGAAACUGACGUCAUCUAUCUAAGCAAGGGAGAGCAGCGCACGGUGACCUGCCGCAGCCGGGGAGUUCCCCCUCCCAGGACCAAGAUAGUUCUGCGAUACAACGGCCAGAGGCUGACAGGCUUGGAAUCGCCGUCUCUGAUCGUCAAGGUUUCUGGCAAUGAUGGGAGACGAAAUGUGACCAUGAUGGUUAGCCAACCGAUUCACAAGUCGCAUAGCAUCACAUGCGUAGCCUAUACUGGAAAUCAUCUGGUAAUGGACUCGCUGGUGAUUAUCGGCAUAUGAUUUCCUUUGUGCGAUGCUAUGCAGUAAGGGAAGGCUGUCCGUCUGCCCACUCCUCAGCCCUUCACACAUGGUAGGUAUUCACUCAUGUGAACAGCACCUAGAUGGUUAACCAUUUGAGCACCGUAGAACACAUUCCAAUCAGUCUCCAUCUUGAGUAGUCAAUCCUAGUUCAGUAUUUCCAUAUUUUCCAUUGUCUAUAUUCUUUGAAGGGUAUAGUUUUGAGGAGACGCAUUGUGAUAGAAUUCAAAGAACACUUAUAAAUAUUUCUAUGCCAAGUCACGCAGCACACCCUUCAGAACUGCUGCAGCUAACUGAAAAUGAUCGGAUUUCAAUACCCACAACAGUACAUACACAUGCACACGCACACACACACACACACACACACACACACACACACACACACACACACACACACACACACACACACACACACACACCCGUGUGGACAUGCACACGUACACAUGUGUGGAUGUGGACAAACAUGCAGGACCAAAUUUUAAAAUAUUUUUUUCCGUAUCUUGUACCGUCCUGCUCAAACUGUCCCCUACUAAAUCAUUUCACAAACUUCUAGUCCUUGAAUUAGAAUCCUGGCUACGCUCCCACUCAAUUGAAUAUCACUUUUAAACUAGAUUUGCUAUGCUCAUUUAUACCUUAUGAGGCUUCUUGCUACCAUCUCGCGUUAUGUAAUGUAGUAAGCUUUGCUCAUCGAACAUUCUGAUAACAGUUA
Molecule: messenger RNA, 2785 nt
Organism: Sycon ciliatum
Lineage: Eukaryota; Metazoa; Porifera; Calcarea; Leucosolenida; Sycettidae
Exons: 6
Coding region: 304-2058 (584 amino acids)
Molecular function (GO): protein binding
Source: RefSeq, a predicted model, not a curated record